AAUCCCCAGACCUUUCCCCUCCCGGCGGCCCCCUCUCUCUUUCUCUCUCUCCUCCAUUCAGAUCCCCGCGAUCGAAGAAGCCAGGCCAGGCCAGGCCAACAAGCGGCCAACCCAACACAGCUGCGCAAGCCACCGCACCAAAUCCCACAGCCCGAGGCCCGAUCCAGCUCCGCACCCCCCGCCGGCUGCUGCGGUUCGCCAGCGCCCCCGCUAUGUCCACCUCCACCGCGUCGUGGUCGCGCUACGGCGCCGUCCCAACCUCCCCCCCUGCGCCGUCGCCGCAGCUCAGGCCGGAGGACGUCGCGGCCGCCGCGGGCGGCGAGGCUGCGCCCUCGUCGUCGGCGGCGGAGGCCGGGGUCGCCUUCUUCUCGCGCGCGCGGGCGUUCGCGGGGGCCGCGGCGGGCCGGCCGCGCGCGUGGCGGGAGGUGCUGGACCCGACGGCGUUCUCGCGCCCGGAGAGCUGCGGGGAGGCCCGCGCGCGGGCGCGACGGAACCUCGCCUACUUCCGCGCCAACUACGCGCUCGCCGCGCUCGUGCUCGUCUUCCUCGGCCUCGUCUACCGCCCGGUCUCCAUGCUCGUGUUCCUGGCGCUCUUCGUCGCCUGGCUGGGGCUCUACUUCGGACGCGGCGACGGGGACCCGCUCGUGUGCCUAGGACGCGAGGUCGACGACCGCGUCGUGCUGGCCGUGCUCUCGGCGGCAACGGUCCUCGCCGUCGCGCUCACCCGCGCGGGGCUCAACCUCCUCGUCUCCCUCGUCGUCGCCGCCGCCGUCAUCGGCGUGCACGCCGCCUUCAGGGUCAACUUCUACCUCGACGAGAGGGACGCCUUCGAUGUCGCCGGCAACUCGUUCACGGAUAGCGCAUACGGCUACGCGCUCCCUAGAUGAUGAUUGAGAUACGGCGGGGCAUUCAGCUGAUGGGGUUGUUGAUUGUGUUCUGCUCUUCUUGAGGCAAGCAGGGGAUUCUUGGUGGUUCUGAUUCAUCCUCGGAUUUUGCAAGGUGUCAUGGGUGCCUGAAUGUUCUUAUCGUUUCGAGGUGUUAUUGACUUCCUCUUCUAGUCUGCAUUCUAUGUAUAGCGAUUUUUGUGCUCAGUUUAAGAGAAUUUUUUUACUUGGUUUUAA
Sorghum bicolor (sorghum) is the source of this 1121-nucleotide messenger RNA. Its product is annotated as PRA1 family protein E. The transcript has a single exon. The record is from RefSeq and is a predicted model, not a curated record. Bases 213 to 887 code for a protein of 224 amino acids. Lineage: Eukaryota; Viridiplantae; Streptophyta; Magnoliopsida; Poales; Poaceae. Gene Ontology annotation, biological process: vesicle-mediated transport. Gene Ontology annotation, cellular component: Golgi apparatus; endoplasmic reticulum.